AUUUUUCUUUCUUCCACGUUUGUUUCUGACAGGUCAUCGAACACGACUUAUGCCGAACAAAACAACGGAUCCUACAGUUUCCUCGUCGAUGGUGACUACUCGUUGCCGACUGAACAGAAAUUUUGGGCUGACCUUUUUAACAACGCAAGUCUGAACAAUGUGACGCACGUGUACUAUGAUUUCAUGUCGGACCAGUAUGGCGGGGUGUCGGACUUUCAGAAGCAGGCAGAACUCGCCAGUGAGUGGCUCACAAACGUCUCUCAGGCCGCUGUUCAGGCCGGAGUCACUUUGACCUUAAGUCAGGCACUUCCCAGCAUGCUGCUGGCGGCUGCGCAACUUCCGGCUGUGACGCAGGUGCGCGUCAGUGAGCGGUACAGCACCAUCGACAGUCAUCAGCAGUGGGACAUCGGCCUCGCCUCCCUCCUGCCAGCGGCCCUGAGGAUAGCGCCUUUUAAGGACACCUUCUGGAGCCAAAGCAAGGAGCCUGGCUAUCCUCAUCCUGGCAGCGAAGAGCGAAACCCCAUUUUACAAGCUCUUGUGGCCACACUCAGCACGGGGCUGGUGGCUGUGGGAGACAGUGCUGACGCCAUCAAAUCUUCACUUCUUGCCUGGUGUUGUCGAAGUGAUGGAGUGGUGCUGAGGCCAUCGACUCCCGCUGUUGCUAUUGACGACCACAUCGUGAAAUCAGCGCUAGAUGCUUCGUCGGGUAGUGCCGCCACCCGGCAUGUCUGGAAGUCCCUGUCCACCAUUAGCGUGGCUGGCAACCAGACAGGAGUUUACCACCAGGGUAUCAUUGUUGCUGUCAACACCAGCGGUGGCUACAAGGUCACCCCGGAAAUGAUUUUUCCGCGACUCUUUAAAAACCAGAAGAAUCUGAGGCUGUGGAGUGUGGACAGUGACAAUAGCUCCAUCUUCUGGCAAGACUUCUCGCAGGGACAUCCCUUGUCAUUUCCCAAGGAAUGCUGGGAGGUGCGAGGAGCCACCCUUCCUUGUCUUUUCCACGUGUCGACGGCACUCACAGUCCAUGGCGGCCUGACUGAUGUCCAUCUGUGUGGCGAGGUCAACAAGUUCGUCCCACUCUCGCCACAGCGCGUGCUGCUCGUCAACGUCACCACUGGCGUGACCUUGACCCUGGCCGGGGAACCCGGCGAGACCCUGACCUUCGAUUACUACGUCAACGACCAGCGACGUCAGAAUGACGUCACCAUCGCGCCCAACGGCCUGGCGACGCUGGCCCUCAACCUGACGUGGGUCACAACCACAACAACGACGACGACGACUACGAAGAAUCAACUGCUGUUCACACCACAACGUCACAGCCAUCCUGCGCUUCCGGUCUGAACUGGGCGUGGCUUCGCGCCAUUUUCCCCUCGUCGUGUUUGCAAUGUCCUUGUCCUUGUCCUGUCUUGUGUCCGUCAGCUAACUGUUUGUAUGACGAGCGUGCGAAAUACAGAUACACUGGCCUC
This is a messenger RNA of Pomacea canaliculata, 1466 nucleotides long. RefSeq lists its product as uncharacterized. Bases 184 to 1341 code for a protein of 385 amino acids. The transcript has 8 exons. The record is from RefSeq and is a predicted model, not a curated record. NCBI's taxonomy places the organism in Eukaryota, Metazoa, Mollusca, Gastropoda, Architaenioglossa, Ampullariidae.